Messenger RNA from Fopius arisanus, 941 nucleotides. RefSeq names its product mitochondrial ribosomal protein L24 (gene mRpL24). Gene Ontology annotation, cellular component: mitochondrion; ribosome. The coding region runs from base 100 to 858 and encodes 252 amino acids. Gene Ontology annotation, molecular function: RNA binding; structural constituent of ribosome. The record is from RefSeq and is a predicted model, not a curated record. Gene Ontology annotation, biological process: translation. NCBI's taxonomy places the organism in Eukaryota, Metazoa, Arthropoda, Insecta, Hymenoptera, Braconidae. The transcript has 5 exons.
AGUCAUGUGACAUCAGUGUUUUUUUGGGGUUAUAAAGGGUUAACUUUAAGUUAAAAAAAACGGUAUUAUUCAAUUAUUUCUCAUAUUAAUUAGACAGUGAUGAGAUACCCGAAGUUCAAGUUCCCCGAGCUGGGCUACUGGUCCAAGCAUUUCGCUAAUUUACCAGAACGUUUCAUAAGACGUAAAAUGGAGCAGAUCUAUUGGAAGUCGCCGAAAGGAGACCCUAGAUUUAUCCCGACGGUAGUGCAAAGGGAGAGGUUCAGAUUCGGAAAGGAACGUCCAUGGACACGUGAAUUUUACAUGGAGAACUUCCCAGGGAAAAAUGUGUCACCAGUUCUAGUGGAGCCCAUCAAGGAAUGGAGCUGGUUCAGAGGAGACAGAGUCGAAAUACUCGUGGGACGUGAUAAAGGAAAGCAAGGAUUAAUCCAACAAAUCAUCCAGGAGAGGAACUGGGUUAUUGUUGAAGGUUUAAAUACAAAAAUGAGGAUUAUGGGGAAAACUAAAGACUUUCCUGGCAUUGUUAUCCUGGAGGAACAGCCUCUUCUUGUCACCACUGACAUUGCUCUGGUUGAUCCAGCGGACCUAAAUACGUGUACAAUGGAAUGGAGAUGGACAGAAGACGGUGAAAAAGUACGAGUGUCAACGAGAACAGGAAGAAUAAUCCCUAUUCCGAUGACAUCCAAGGAAACGAUAGACUACAAACUUCCACAUCUGUACAAAGAGCAGCCUAAGGACACGACCAGAGAAGCCAUUGAAAAAAUUACCUUCAAACCUGAACUGAAGACAUUCGAGAUGGAUAUAAUGGAUAAAAUGGGAAUCAAAGAGGAUCGAGUACCUCAAAAGACCUUCUGGUACUAAACCUGAAAAUCCUUUGUUCAGCCGACUUUUAUUUGUAUCAAUAGACAAUUAAACUAAGACAUACGUCAAUUCAAAAAUUCCAA